Messenger RNA from Molossus molossus (Pallas's mastiff bat), 2285 nucleotides. It is a transcript of the gene LINGO1, whose product is annotated as leucine rich repeat and Ig domain containing 1. Gene Ontology annotation, molecular function: protein binding. Bases 298 to 2160 code for a protein of 620 amino acids. Lineage: Eukaryota; Metazoa; Chordata; Mammalia; Chiroptera; Molossidae. Gene Ontology annotation, cellular component: extracellular matrix. The record is from RefSeq and is a predicted model, not a curated record. The transcript has 2 exons.
GGCGCAGGAGCAGGUUCGUGGAUCCGGUAUAGCACGUUCUGAGCACUCCCGCCCCUCCGCCUGCCGGGUCCACGACCUCCCUCCUCUCCGGACCGGGGCGGCCCAGUCUCCAGCAACGGCUGGGCUCCUGCCCGGGUGGGGCAGACAGAGGGACAGCCAGCUCCACGAAGGCGCACAGACCAACCGAUAGAGGUGUCGGCAGGAGGUGACGGAGGAAGGGGCUGGGCAGGGGCUGUGGUCCGGCCUGGGAGACAUGCAAUUGGUGACCGAGCCAAGGGGACGGACGGCGGGCCCGAGAUGCAGGUAAGCAAGAGGAUGCUGACAAGGGGUGAGAGGAGCAUGCCCAGCCCCCUCCUGGCCUGUUGGCAGCCUAUCCUCCUGCUGGUGCUGGGCUCGGUGCUGUCAGGCUCAGCCACAGGCUGCCCGCCCCGGUGCGAGUGCUCUGCCCAGGACCGUGCAGUGCUCUGCCACCGAAAGCGCUUUGUAGCUGUGCCCGAGGGCAUCCCCACCGAGACCCGCCUGCUGGACCUGGGCAAGAACCGCAUUAAAACACUCAACCAGGAUGAGUUUGCCAGUUUCCCGCACCUGGAGGAGCUGGAGCUGAAUGAGAACAUUGUGAGCACCGUGGAGCCUGGCGCUUUCAAUAACCUCUUCAACCUCCGGACACUGGGGCUCCGCAGCAACCGUCUGAAGCUCAUCCCCCUGGGUGUCUUCACUGGCCUCAGUAACCUGACCAAACUGGACAUUAGUGAGAAUAAGAUUGUCAUCUUGCUGGACUACAUGUUCCAGGACCUGUACAACCUAAAGUCGCUGGAGGUUGGUGACAAUGACCUUGUCUACAUUUCCCACCGAGCCUUCAGCGGCCUCAAUAGCCUGGAGCAACUGACACUGGAGAAAUGCAACCUGACUUCCAUCCCCACCGAGGCACUGUCCCACCUGCAUGGUCUCAUUGUCCUAAGGCUCCGGCACCUCAACAUCAAUGCCAUCCGGGACUAUUCCUUCAAGAGGUUAUACCGGCUAAAGGUCUUGGAAAUCUCCCACUGGCCGUAUUUGGACACCAUGACACCCAACUGCCUCUAUGGUCUCAAUCUGACAUCCCUAUCCAUCACGCACUGCAAUCUGACUGCUGUGCCCUACCUGGCUGUGCGCCAUCUGGUCUAUCUACGCUUCCUCAACCUCUCCUACAACCCCAUCAACACCAUCGAGGGCUCCAUGUUGCAUGAGCUGCUACGGCUGCAGGAGAUCCAGCUGGUGGGUGGGCAGCUAGCUAUGGUGGAGCCCUAUGCCUUUCGUGGCCUCAACUACCUGCGUGUGCUCAAUGUGUCUGGCAACCAGCUGACCACACUGGAAGAGUCUGCCUUCCACUCGGUAGGCAACCUGGAAACACUCAUUCUGGACUCCAACCCACUGGCCUGUGACUGCCGUCUCCUGUGGGUAUUCCGGCGCCGCUGGCGGCUCAACUUUAACCGGCAGCAGCCCACGUGUGCCACGCCUGAGUUCGUCCAGGGAAAAGAGUUUAAGGACUUCCCCGAUGUGCUCCUACCCAACUACUUCACUUGCCGCCGUGCCCGAAUCCGGGAUCGCAAGGCCCAACAGGUGUUUGUAGAUGAGGGCCACACGGUGCAGUUUGUGUGCCGGGCAGAUGGCGACCCACCACCCGCCAUCCUCUGGCUAUCACCUCGAAAGCACCUGGUCUCUGCCAAGAGUAACGGGCGGCUCACAGUCUUCCCCGAUGGCACGCUGGAGGUGCGAUACGCCCAGGUACAGGACAAUGGCACAUACCUGUGCAUUGCUGCCAACGCGGGUGGCAAUGAUUCCAUGCCUGCCCACCUGCAUGUGCGCAGCUACUCACCUGACUGGCCCCAUCAGCCCAAUAAGACCUUCGCUUUCAUCUCCAACCAGCCAGGUGAGGGAGAGGCCAACAGCACCCGAGCCACUGUGCCUUUCCCCUUUGACAUCAAGACCCUCAUUAUAGCCACCACCAUGGGCUUCAUCUCCUUCUUGGGUGUUGUACUCUUCUGCCUGGUGCUUCUGUUUCUCUGGAGCCGGGGCAAGGGCAACACGAAGCACAACAUCGAGAUUGAGUAUGUGCCUCGCAAGUCAGAUGUGGGCAUCAGCUCCACUGAUGCGCCUCGAAAGUUCAACAUGAAGAUGAUAUGAGCACCGGGUGGGGCUCCCUCCCUGGUCCUGUGCCACCCCUCCCUGCCCCAAGUCCUGUGUCCAGCUGCCUCACUGGCCCUCACCACCUCCCCUCUACCAGGACCUCUGAAGUCUGGGCCUGGGGA